This is a messenger RNA of Procambarus clarkii (red swamp crayfish), 2918 nucleotides long. NCBI's taxonomy places the organism in Eukaryota, Metazoa, Arthropoda, Malacostraca, Decapoda, Cambaridae. The record is from RefSeq and is a predicted model, not a curated record.
GUAAGGUAGUGCAUAGCCAGAGAUCUAUCGCACAAAUCCACAAGGGCCAUGACGAGGAUUCGAACCUACGUCCGAGAUGCAUUAUUUGAUGCAUUUGAUGCAUCACUAUUGUGAUUUCUGUGUGUAACAGAGAUCUAUCAGUCAAGGAAUACUAGCAGUCUUCAAAAUGUCUGAUUUAAUGUUCAUCAUUAUCUGUGACAAAUACUGUAAAUGUCUGGAUUACAUAUUGUAGAGCAGUCGGCCGCUAUCUCAGGCCCAUACAUGUGAACUCUCGCUUGGGAGGUUAUACUGUAACUCUGAAAAUGUUAGAUUCUCACGCUCACAAAAUUAAUAAAAUCCUCCCAACUUUUUUCAGAACUCCAGACUUCAAUUUUUUAGAUGUCGGUGAAGGAGGAAAUACCGUAUUUAUUGAUGCAUCCGCCCUGGGAGAAUUAUCGAGUCAGCUGACCCAGCAGGACCUGGAGGCCCUUGUUGGAUUGAACAUUCAAGCUGCGGCUGACUUUGAGGCCCUUCAGGAUGCAAAUGAAGCACAUGUGGUAGACACAAGUGGGGUGCUGAUAUCAGAUGGGGUCACCGUGGGUAAUAUUGUGGAGGUGUCGGGUGGUGAGGGCGUGGAUGACCAACAGCAGAUUGAUUCACAAUCCCACCACCACACAUCCCACCACCAGCCCAUGGAGGUGGAUGCUCUCACGCAACAUGCACAGGUUAUUGACAUGGAGAUGUUGCAACAAGGGAGUGAACUAAUAACCAUGACGGGGGAAGAGCUGUCGGGAGGAGAUGGUGGUACGACAGCUGUACUUGCUACUGUUUCCUCUGAUGGAGACAACACGUCACACCAGAUUGUCACCGAUGCACCCCAGAUCAUCAAAAGUAGCCUCGGCCAGUUUGUUGUUCUACAGCAAAAUCAACAGAACUCUAUAUCGCUGGGGUCCAUGGGUAAUCGUAUAAUAACCUCUGGUGGGCAAGUUGUAUCCACGGUAGGAGGACUUAGUAAUACCAGCAACAACAAGCCUGUAAUGGUGAACACAUCCCAUCUUGGCGGGACACUGAGACAGCAGAUGGUUGUAACGCAACCCUCUCCUCAGACGCAGCAGGUUCGGACAGUGCAGUUUAAGCAGGCACCGCAGACGCAGUCACUUAAUAGUGGAACUGUAACAAAAGUGAUUAUAACAAGUCAGGCUGGUGGUACCCUUGGUACCAUGGGAGGCCAGCAGCUUCAGCUCGUCACCAGUCAGAGUGGUGGCGGCGGUGGUAGUCAGGUGACGUCUUCUCCGACGAAGCUCACACUGCAGCAGGCACAGCGCAUGGGUCUUAUAUCACCAUCAAAACCUCUGAGUCAGUCUCCCAAUAAGCAGAUUGUUGUUGAGCGGGUGAGUAUGGGCGGAGUUUCCCCAGUGAAGAGUCCUAGUAAGUUGAUCCCAGUGUCUAUGGCCUCUAAGUCACCCACCAAAAUUGCCCCAGCCCCACCCACUGGACAGCAACAGAUUAUUACACACCAGAUCAGCAGUGGUGGUGCAGUUCGCAACAUAGUAUCAAGCCCACAAAAAAUUGUCAUAAAGAGCAGUGUACCACAGCCUGGACAGGGAACAGUAAGCUCAGUGAGAACUGGUCAGAUAGUAACUUCAGGAGGACAGCAGGUCAUUAAGAUACCUGCAAGUCAGGUCCAGCAACUAACAGGUCAAGGGCAAAAUGUCCAACUACUUUCCAAUAAGAUGAAUUAUGUACGACUUGUGAAUUCAAAUGUGGGUGGUGGCGGCGGGGGUGGAACCACCUUGAUACGACCUACUCCCUCGACUAAUAAACCUAUUGCUCCAGCAGCUUCACAACCAAUCAAAAUAAAGGCAAUGCCUAUAGCACCCAACCAACAAACAAAUAAGCACCGAGUGAUCAUCCCGGUGUCGGGAUCCGUAACGUCGACCAGUAUGGGAGGCGGGGUCCCCAUCCGCCCCCAAACUAACCUCACUUUGCCAGCUUCUGCUCUUCCACCAGGGGUGCUUUCUAACACUCAGCCCGGCUCCGUUGUUAUGAUUCCUGCCCACUAUAUGUCUCAGCUCCAAUCCAGCACAUCAAAUAACACAACAGUCCAGAUGUCUAACCAGCCUCCUCCCGGUACAAUAAUUCCACAUACUCCUAAGCCGCCGCCAUCUCGCACUGUUAUAGACGCCAAUGGAAUAAGACCGAGAAAACCGUGCAACUGUACUAAAAGCCAAUGUCUAAAACUAUACUGUGACUGUUUUGCAAAUGGUGAGUUUUGCAAUAAUUGUAACUGUGCAAACUGUUUCAACAAUUUAGGACACGAAGAAGAUAGACAGAAGGCUAUUAAGGCUUGCUUAGACAGAAACCCACAAGCUUUCAGACCUAAAAUUGGUAAAGGUGGCAAUGACAACGAGAGAAGACAUAACAAAGGAUGCAACUGCAAGCGUUCAGGAUGCCUUAAAAAUUACUGUGAAUGUUAUGAGGCCAAGAUACCUUGCUCUAAUAUGUGUAAAUGUGUUGGCUGUAAAAAUGUUGACAUGAAUCCAGCCGUAGAGAGGAAAGGAUUGAUGCAACUAGCAGAGUGUGCAGAAGCCAGAGUCAACCAACAAAAGGCUGUCAAGUCCAAACUUCCCUCAUUUUCUCAUCAUUCGCCUUCAAAAAUGUUUUUACCUACAUCAACAAAAUCUGGUUACUGUCGCAUGAACCAAGAAGUUGUGGAAGCAACGUGCCAGUGUCUCCUGGCCCAAGCCGACAAAGCUGAGAGUGCCCUGGUGUCUAAGGCCCAAUUGGAGCAUACAGUAAUUGCAGAAUUUUCCCGAUGCCUAAUGCAAAUUAUUGGUAGCUAUACAUCUCGGUCUAGAGGAUUGGGAGAUACUUAGCACGAAGAGAGAUUUAUGGUAAUAUUGUACACUAAGGUUUUAAGUCAUGUAUAUAGAUUCACA